This is a messenger RNA of Camellia sinensis, 812 nucleotides long. The record is from RefSeq and is a predicted model, not a curated record. NCBI's taxonomy places the organism in Eukaryota, Viridiplantae, Streptophyta, Magnoliopsida, Ericales, Theaceae.
UAAGCGUCGCAAAAAGAAUUAGCGGCGUUUUUGACACUUAUAGCAGCGUUUUUUAAACGCCGCUAAAAGCUGAAUUUCCUGCAGUGGAACCACCGGCAUCAGUGUCGGUUUCAGUUUCCUUGGCCGUGACUUCUACAACGCCCUUGCCAACAAAGACCAAGAACAGUUCACCAAGCAACUGUUGUACUACCUCGGUGCUUUUGCUGGUGGAAUUCCGGUGAGCAAAUUGCUCUACUUUCUUAGAUUUUUGUGUUGAGAGAGACUAUGCCAGAGAAACUCUUUCUUUGAGGUGGAGGUCUUGGAUGACAAACUAUUACAUAGAUCGCUAUCUAAAGAAUAGGACAUUCUACAAAAUACAGUCCCAAUCAAUAAUUGACAAUCCAGAUCAGAGGAUUGUUGAUGAUCUAAGUUCCUUCACUGGGACAGCACUUUCAUUCUCUUUGACACUAUUCAAUGCUGCAGUAGAUUUGGUAUCAUUUAGCAACAUCCUGUAUGGUAUCUAUCCGCCAUUGUUUGCUGUACUUCUUGUUUAUUCAAUCGGUGGAACAGCAAUUAGUGUUUUCCUUGGGAGGGGACUAGUAACCUUAAACUUUUUGCAAGAGAAAAAAGAAGCAGAUUUCCGUUUUGGACUGGUACGUCUUCGAGAAAAUGCUGAAUCAAUUGCAUUCUACGCUGGUGAGGACAAUGAAAAGCAACUACUGCUGCAACGCUUCAGAAGUGCUUUUGAAAACUUAACUGUAUGGAUUACCUUCUAUUCUUUUGAUGUUUCUGCUUCCAUAAUAAACACCUUUAUAUAGAAGGUUUAUUGCUAU